AUGACAUUGGACCGGUUACCUUCAAGCCGACCCUGGCCUUUUCGCCCCACUGCCCAAGGUGCGUUGUCAUACUUCGUGGGCAACAACGCCACCAACGACUAUGCCGGCGGCGGCGGCAUCCCGGAAGACAAAGGGUUUGCCAUUGCUUCCGGCGAUACUUGGGCAAAGGUCUUAUUUUUCAACGACCAGAUCAGUUGUGUGGGGGAUGUUGCGCUUGCUCAGGGGUAUUACUACUUCACCAACGCAGCAUCUAAAGCAGACAUCGGGGUUGAGUACACCUUUGUCUACAAGAAGAUUGGGGAAGACCAGUUGAAGAUCAUUGUCUACUGCCGGCUCCUGCUUCGCUCCCAGCACCGGCUUCGGCCACUCUGA
Messenger RNA from Symbiodinium necroappetens, 372 nucleotides. The record is from the annotation of a GenBank genome assembly. NCBI's taxonomy places the organism in Eukaryota, Dinophyceae, Suessiales, Symbiodiniaceae.